Messenger RNA from Amphimedon queenslandica, 784 nucleotides. RefSeq names its product NADH-ubiquinone oxidoreductase subunit 8-like. Gene Ontology annotation, molecular function: 4 iron, 4 sulfur cluster binding; NADH dehydrogenase activity. The record is from RefSeq and is a predicted model, not a curated record. Gene Ontology annotation, cellular component: membrane; respiratory chain complex I. The coding region runs from base 24 to 629 and encodes 201 amino acids. Lineage: Eukaryota; Metazoa; Porifera; Demospongiae; Haplosclerida; Niphatidae. Gene Ontology annotation, biological process: mitochondrial respiratory chain complex I assembly; mitochondrial electron transport, NADH to ubiquinone. The transcript has 6 exons.
CACUUGGGCGUGUUUUGUAAAAAAUGGCGUCUAGAUUGUUGACACAUAGAAUGCUUCAAAGGUGGAGCAAGUCUAAUUUGAGGAAUUUCUCUAAGUACAAGUAUGUGAGUCUUGAGCCUGCUGACACUCCUUCUGAUGCGAAAGCUGUUAUGGACAGAAAUGCUACUACAUUGUUCUUGACUGAGAUCUUUAGAGGAAUGGCCACUACAUUUAGUGCUUUUUUUCGAGAGCCAGUUACAAUUAAUUAUCCAUAUGAGAAAGGUCCUCUUAGCCCUCGCUUUAGAGGAGAGCAUGCUCUGAGACGUUAUCCCAAUGGAGAGGAAAGAUGCAUUGCCUGUAAACUAUGUGAAGCAAUUUGCCCAGCUCAGGCUAUUACCAUUGAAGCAGAAACAAGAGCUGAUGGCAGUAGACGUACAACACGUUAUGAUAUUGACAUGACAAAAUGUAUUUAUUGUGGAUUUUGUCAAGAAGCCUGUCCUGUUGAUGCUAUUGUUGAGGGACCUAAUUUUGAGUUUUCAACUGAAACUCAUGAAGAACUUUUGUACAAUAAAGAAAAGUUGUUAAUGAAUGGUGACAAGUGGGAAAAGGAGAUAGCAGCUAAUAUUCAAGCGGAUUAUUUGUAUCGUUGACAUUACAUUUUGUGCCUUGUAACUAACUAUAAUCUAUAUCACAAUUAAAUUAAAAUUAAUGUACUGUAUGACUCAUGUAGCAGUUUAUGUAACAAUAAUGAUGAUGAUGAUGAUAAACUUUACAAAGAUAACGAAGCCAACAAAUAAAACCACAA